GUACGCAUACAUACACAGUACACAGUCACACCCCUUCUCACAAGAGUAGCUUUGUCACGCAAAGAAUGAGCUUUUCCAUUUCAGAAUCAGAAUAAAAAUUUCAACUUUCCUUCAUAGCCUUUGUGGAAAAGAAGAUCCAAAGGAAAAGUCGAUGCUAAAAUACACAGACUUUUUAAUUCUAAUGUUGCGUGAAACACUACUCAGUUUUCGCAACUCAUGAAGAGAGAAAAAUAGCCUCAAGUCGCGUUUAAAAAUGGCUAUAAGUUGCAGCGUUCAAGGGUUUCCAUUACAAUCUGCUUUUCGCACCGCAGCGUUUGCACCUGCGUUAAGCCUCCCACUUAAACUUCCACCGCAAUCACUUUCAAAACUAAGGACGGUCGUUCAAAUGUCUGCAACUGCAGGCUCUAGGAUAUCAUACGAGUCCCUGGCCAUAAAGCCUCCUGAGCACCCAACUUAUGAUUUGAAGGGCAUUAUCAAGUUAGCGCUUGCAGAAGAUGCUGGGGAUCGAGGUGAUGUAACAUGCAAGGCCACCAUUCCGUCUGACAUGGCAGUGGAAGCUUAUUUUUUGGCAAAGGAGGAUGGCAUCAUUGCUGGAAUUGCGCUUGCAGAGAUGAUAUUUCGUGAGAUUGAUCCUUCUUUGAAGGUGGAGUGGUGUAGAAAUGAUGGAGAUUUUGUCCAUAAAGGCCUACAGUUUGGAAAAGUUCACGGACGGGCACAUAACAUUGUUGUAGCUGAAAGAGUAGUACUAAACUUUAUGCAGAGGAUGAGUGGUAUUGCAACUUUAACUAAGGCAAUGGCAAAUGCAGCAUACCCUGCAUAUAUGUUGGAGACUAGAAAAACUGCUCCAGCUUUACGUUUAGUGGAUAAGUGGGCGGUAUUAAUUGGUGGAGGUCGGAACCAUAGGAUGGGUUUGUUUGAUAUGGUGAUGAUAAAAGAUAAUCACAUAUCAGCAGCUGGAGGUGUUACAGGUGCCCUUAAAGCUGUUGACCUUUAUCUGGAGCAAAAUAGUCUUCAAAUGGAGGUUGAGGUUGAGACCAGGACUCUUGAGGAAGUGGAAGAAGUGUUACAUUAUUCAUCCCAAACAAAGACUUCUUUGACUCGAAUUAUGUUAGACAAUAUGGUUGUACCUCUACCUAAUGGGGACGUGGACAUAUCCAUGCUUAAAGAAGCUGUGCAGUUGAUCAAUGGGAGAUAUGAGACUGAGGCAUCAGGCAAUGUCACACUAGAUACUGUACAUAAAAUCGGGCAAAGUGGAGUGACCUACAUUUCUAGUGGUUCAUUGACUCAUUCAGUGAAAGCACUAGACAUCUCUCUCAAAAUAGACACCGAAUUAGCACUCAAAGUUGGAAAGCGCACUGGACGAGCUUGAUUAGUCUCUUCUUACGAUGUUAUCAUCUAUCAAUACAUGUAUGCUUUCUUUGAGCUGGUUCUCAUUCUGUUGCAUGUAUUUUUUGUAUCAGUUUUUCUUUUCUAUUUUGUGAAUUUUCAAGUAACGAAUUGCUUCUCAAAUAAAACAAUGUAUCAGUGGUUCCUGUCCUGAAAACAUUUGUGUUAAUUGAAGAUAGCUUAGAUUACACCAUAAAAA
Vigna angularis (adzuki bean) is the source of this 1585-nucleotide messenger RNA. RefSeq names its product quinolinate phosphoribosyltransferase [decarboxylating] 1a. Gene Ontology annotation, molecular function: nicotinate-nucleotide diphosphorylase (carboxylating) activity. The coding region runs from base 254 to 1369 and encodes 371 amino acids. The transcript has 11 exons. Gene Ontology annotation, cellular component: cytoplasm. Gene Ontology annotation, biological process: NAD+ biosynthetic process; quinolinate catabolic process. The record is from RefSeq and is a predicted model, not a curated record. Lineage: Eukaryota; Viridiplantae; Streptophyta; Magnoliopsida; Fabales; Fabaceae.